Molecule: messenger RNA, 630 nt
Organism: Colletotrichum acutatum
Lineage: Eukaryota; Fungi; Ascomycota; Sordariomycetes; Glomerellales; Glomerellaceae
Exons: 1
Coding region: 149-622 (157 amino acids)
Source: RefSeq, a predicted model, not a curated record
CUACAAACGGGCUCAGCCUACGUAUAUGCGCGCAACAUGUAGACAUGACUCAAACGGCAGACACGACAAGAUCAACGCUGUGCUAUUCCCAAGCCUCACUCACUGCAUGACCUCGCUCUCGCGCUGAGCAACGCCCGGCCCCGACAUCAUGCCGCAGAGGCGCAUAACAACUGCAUCUCUGUCUACGGAUACCUCUUUGACGCUCACCGCAUUUGGCGACGUGUGUGCGCGCGGUCCCAAUCGAAGGGCUAUUGGGUGGUUCCAUGUCUUGUGCCUGCAAUUGCGGGCCACUAUCCCCUCUGUCGGGUUAACUGUAGGCUGCCUGCAGAUUGUUGUGUGUGUGCUGGUUUCUCUCUCUCUCAUCAACGGACGGCUUGGCUGCUUGAAUCCUUCGGGUUUCGCAGCCUGUCAAAGGUGUCCAGAACGGUGGAUCGCAUAUCCGUCCGUACGCAGUACAGCUGUGGUCCUGGCUGGCUGGGGUCUAUCCAACAUCUGGCGCUGGGCAAAGGAAGCCGGCCGGCAAAGCGUUUGUCAAAGUCACCCCUGUCGUUUUUCUUUCCUUGCUGCCGCGCCCGCGCAGUACGCGCAAGUUGCGCACCCACGAUGCCCAGGACCGCAUUAAGCACCUGC